CAGCAAAUGUUAAUGUAAUUGCUUGUCGCUGUUAAGAACAAAACAGCUGACAGCAUUUCUGUGUGUACAGAAUUCGUGAACAAGAGAAAAGUUGUGUGAACACCGUUUUUGACCAGCAGAACGAACACGCUUAAUAAAUAACACGAAAUAGUUAUUCGUAUAAUAUAGUUCAAAAUGAGUACAACGCGUCCCUUCUGUUUCGUUUGUGGGAAGAUGAAGUCUGUUGGCGUCUUUCAGCUCAUCGAAGGCUGCAUCGUACCUGGCACAUUUAAGCCCAUAAAGGACAUACUGAAAUACUUUGAAAAGGUUAUCAAUCAACGCUUGGAUCUGACACCAACAUCGGCUGCUUGUAAUGAUUGCCUCGAAUAUCUGUUCAAUUAUGACCGGCUUGUUAGGAAUCUAAGUCAGGUUCAGCGUCAAAUUGCAAACUCGUUGCUUAAUUGCCGCAAAAGAAAAGCGGCGAUUUUGCAGACUAAAAAAGAUGCCAUAAAACCAAAAUUGCACGAAAUGCGGACAAGAAUCUCGGAAAACGAGUCGAAAGUCGUUAAAGAGGAACCAGAAGAAUACGCGUCUUGCGAAGAGCCACAAGCAGAAUGCCAAUUUAGCGAGAGCGAAGAGAGCAUGGACGAUUCGGAUGGGGAAGAUAAUCUAGAUAUUCCAUGUCAUAUAUGCGGCGAGUUGUUUGCAAAUCAGGAUUCCCUCGAAAGACACAUUAAAACGGACAACUGCCAAAAGAACGAAUUUGCUACCUGCAACAUAUGCGGCAUUAAAGUUAAAAACGAUGAAGUCCUCGAUCUCCACAUGAACCUGCAUGAGGGCAAAACUGAGCUGGAGUGCCGCUACUGUACGAAAAAGUUUUCGCACAAGCGCAACGUUCUGCGCCACAUGGAGGUGCAUUGGGAUAAAAAGAAAUAUCAGUGCGAGAAAUGCGGCGAACGCUUCUCAUUGUCAUGGCUAAUGUACAAUCACCUGAUGCGCCACGAUGCCGAGGAGCACGCCCUCAUCUGUGAGGUAUGCCAUCAGCAGUUCAAAACGAAACGCACCUACAAACACCAUCUGCGCACCCAUCAGACAGAUCGGCCGCGCUAUCCAUGCACGGACUGCGAGAAAUCCUUUGUGGACAAAUAUACGUUAAAAGUGCACAAGCGUGUGCAUUUGCCAGUCGAGGCAACAAAGUCUGCAACAGAAAGUCACACAAUCAACCAAACAUCCUAAUUAUGUACAGUUUAUAGUCUAUAUCAACUCAUGCACGCUAGAAAGCUAAUAUGUAUGGUUUAAAAAUAUAUAUAGGUUAUUAAAAAUGCUGCACUUGAAA
This is a messenger RNA of Drosophila montana, 1315 nucleotides long. It is a transcript of the gene Sry-beta, whose product is annotated as Serendipity beta. Lineage: Eukaryota; Metazoa; Arthropoda; Insecta; Diptera; Drosophilidae. The record is from RefSeq and is a predicted model, not a curated record. The transcript is spliced from 3 exons. Gene Ontology annotation, molecular function: DNA-binding transcription factor activity, RNA polymerase II-specific; RNA polymerase II transcription regulatory region sequence-specific DNA binding. Gene Ontology annotation, cellular component: nucleus. Gene Ontology annotation, biological process: regulation of transcription by RNA polymerase II. Bases 175 to 1215 code for a protein of 346 amino acids.